This is a messenger RNA of Solanum dulcamara, 1976 nucleotides long. RefSeq names its product probable serine/threonine-protein kinase PIX13. Gene Ontology annotation, molecular function: protein kinase activity; ATP binding. The record is from RefSeq and is a predicted model, not a curated record. Gene Ontology annotation, biological process: protein phosphorylation. The coding region runs from base 154 to 1398 and encodes 414 amino acids. The transcript is spliced from 6 exons. NCBI's taxonomy places the organism in Eukaryota, Viridiplantae, Streptophyta, Magnoliopsida, Solanales, Solanaceae.
CCUCCUUCUUUCCUUCUCUCUUUCUAAGAAAUUAAUUCACACCACUACCAAAAGAAAACUAGAAACUAUUCACCAUAAAGAUUCUUAUUAUUUAGUAGCAACAACACACAACUACUUCUCCCAAAAAUAUUAGAGGAAAAGAACAAAGAAAAAAUGGGAAAUUGUUGUCACAAACCUGUGGAUGUUGUUCCUUCCACUCAAGUCAGAUACAAUCCAUCAGUAAUCAAGAAAAAUAUUAGUACACCUCCAGCAAGUAACACAAGGACGGUGGUGGCGGAGCCUAGCGGAGAUGGUGGUUAUUCGGGAAAAGUGGAAGUUCCGGCGAGUGGAAAAAUAAUUACGCCAAAUUUAAAAAUGUUUACUCUAGCGGAAUUGAGGAGCGCUACGAAGAAUUUUCGCCCCGAUACCGUGCUAGGAGAGGGAGGAUUUGGUACAGUCUUUAAAGGAUGGGUUGAUGAUAAAACCUUUGCACCUUCUAAAGUUGGAGUUGGUAUGCCAGUUGCUGUUAAAAAAUCUAAUCCUGAUAGUGAACAAGGUCUCAAGGAAUGGCAGGCUGAAGUAAAGUUUUUGGGAAAAUUUAGUCAUCCAAAUUUAGUAAAACUAAUUGGAUAUUGUUGGGAAGAAAAAACAUUUCUUCUAGUAUACGAACACAUGCAAAAAGGAAGCUUAGAAAGUCAUCUUUUCAGAAAAGAAGGUGCAGAAGCAUUGUCAUGGGAUACAAGGCUAAAAAUAGCAAUAGGAGCAGCAAAAGGACUUGUUUUCUUACACACCACAGAGAAACAAGUUAUUUACCGCGAUUUUAAAGCUGCCAAUAUUUUACUAGACACGAAUUAUAAUGCAAAGCUUUCAGAUUUUGGACUAGCAAAAAUGGGUCCAGUAAAUGGUGACUCACAUGUGACCACAAGAAUUGUUGGCACUUAUGGCUAUGCUGCCCCUGAGUAUAUGGCCACUGGUCAUUUGUACGUAAAGAGUGAUGUAUACGGGUUUGGAGUUGUGUUACUCGAAAUACUUUCGGGCCAGAGAGUACUGGAUCUUACCAGGCCCAGUGGACAACAUAAUUUAGUAGAUUGGGCUAAGCCCAUGUUACCUGACAAAAAGAAGCUAAGGAAAUUAAUGGACCCAAGAUUAAUGGCCCAAUACCCAUUAAAGGCUGCAUGUCAAAUAGCACAAAUUAUAUUACAAUGCCUUGAACCUGAUCCAAAAAAUAGACCUUCCAUGGAAGAAAUUUUGGAGUGUUUGGAACAAUGUGACGGGAUCCAAAUGAAACCGCAAGUAAAAAAUAUGACGAGAAAUCACAACCAAGGAGGGCAUCGGUCGCCUCUCCACGUUAAGAAAACGAGUAGUGGUAAUGUGAUUGGAAACCAAGGCUAUCGAGCUCAUCCGAACCGUAGCUAUUAGCUAUUAAAACUCGAAAGGGAGAUCAAGUGGAGUUCAAUGGUUAUAUGGCCUAUUACAAAUGUUCUUUUAGUUAUACAAUCAAUUUCACGAAAGAUCUUUAUGAUUUGUGUGGGCUUUUGUUUAUCAUAGGCCCAUUCCAACUUUAGGCCCAAUAGGUGAGGCCCAUUAAGGGGGCCCACUAAGACCUGUUGGUAGUUUGAAAUGGUCUUAGGUCAUCAUGAGAAAAGCUGGCAUUUGUCUGUAUUCAGACUGAGGAUAGUCAACUUCAACAGAAAAAAGGAAUUCCACUUAUCACUAUAAUUUUUUACUUUUUUAGAAGAAAAAAAAAGCUUUUUUACUUUUUUGAAUAGGUAUGAUUGUAUUGCCUUUUGUCUGUAUAUUUUAAAUUUUUUGGAUCCAUUUCUAAAGUGAUCAUGUAUCAUAUUCUUAAGGUCAAUAUUGAUUUGCCUUUAUAACUUUCUUGUCUUUAUCCCUUGGGUCACUCUCACCUUCUAAGAAAGGGCAAGUAUAUUCAUUUUAACAAGUAUAUAUGUAUUAGGGUGUGCUCGAUAUAUACAUAGAAUUUAUUUUUUUAAUUA